AUGGCGGCGGAAGCGUCGCCUACGCAGAUGCUCAUGUCGCUGCUUGCGGCGUGCCAGCUGGACGCCAUCAUCAUCGACCACGACGACCCUCACUCCACGGAGAUCCCGCACCCCGCCUUCGGCGCGUUGGAGUUCGUCUCGAGCUUCUCCGGCAGUUGGGGCAAGGCCGUGGUUACCCGCGAAGGUGCAUGGCUGUGGACCGAUUCGAGGUACUACAUCCAGGCCGCUCAGCAGCUGUCGCCGCCGUGGGAGCUCAUGCGCUACGGCCAGAAGGACGUCCCGGACGUGGUCAAGUUCCUGAAGGAAAAGCCGUUUAAAAGGGUCGGCGUCGACGCCAGCACCACUCCACACAAGGUGUUGACGCACUACAAGGACAACUUGAAGGACAUCGAGUUUGUGGAGCUGCAUGACAACCCCGUCUACAAGGUAUGGGCCGACCGGCCGCAGCUGCCCGUCGACCCGGUGUUCGUCCACCCGGAGAGCUUCACCGGAAUGAGCGCCGCUGACAAGUUGGCCAAGAUAAGGAGUGAAAUGGACAAGGCCGGUGCCAAUGCAGUGGUAUUUUCGUUGUUGGACGAAGUCGCGUACGUUCUCAACCUUCGCGGCCGUGACCUGGAUGUCUCACCGCUGUUCUACGCGUAUCUGAUAGUCGAGAAAGGUGCCGCCACGCUGUUCAUCGACUCAAGGAAGGUCACCGACGAAGUGGAGGAGGCACUCAGGUCGUGCAACGUGACCCGUGCCGACUACGGCGAGCUGCCCGGCUACUUGGCGUCCAUCACCGGCAGCUCCGAGGCUCAGAAGCCAGGAGACAAGUUCAAAUUGUGGGUUUCACCGUGCGCGUCAGUCGCUAUUUGCAACUCGUUCCUGUCCAACGCCAGCGAGAAGAUGCCGCGCGAACUGUUGCAGGAGGAUACCCCAGCAUGUAUAAUGAAGGCUGUUAAGAACGACGUCGAGCUGGAAGGCAUGAAGGAGGCCCACAUCCUAGAUGGUAUCGCGCUGGCCGAGUUCUUCGCCAAGGUGGAGGCUAUGAAAAGUGACGGCACUCUGUUCCAAAGCGAUGAGAUGGUACUGGGCGACCUCAGCACACAGUGCCGCGCUGACCUCAAGGAGAACCGGGGCAUUUCCUUCCAUCCGAUAUCGUCCAUCGGGCCCAACUGCGCCAUCGUCCACUACCGCGCCACGGCGGAAAGCAAGGCGAAAAUCGAGCCUCAGAUGUAUCUGCUAGACUCCGGCGGGCAGUACGGCGGGGGCACCACCGACGUCACCCGCACGGUGCACUUCGGAACCCCCUCCGCCGAGGAGAAGGAGUCGUACACCCAGGUGCUCAAGGGCCACCUGGCACUGCGGCACGCCGUUUUCCCCGAGCAGACCCCCGGCGCCACCUUGGACGUGCUGGCCCGCCAGUUCCUCUGGAGCGCUGGGCGCAACUACUACCACGGAACCGGGCAUGGCGUGGGCGCCUACCUCAACGUACACGAGGGCCCGAUGUCGAUAUCGUCGCUGAUGAAGCCCCGCAUGGGCAACGUGAACGUGGUCUACCUGGAGCCCGGCAUGGUGCUGUCUAACGAGCCGGGCUACUACAAGGAGGACCACUACGGCAUCAGGAUCGAGAACAUGGUCUUCGUGCGCCGCGUGGAGGGCGACUUUUCGAAGGACUACACCAAGUUCCUGACCUUCGACGACCUCACUAUGGUGCCCUACUGCAAGGAGCUGAUGGACCUGGCCAUGAUGACCGAGCAGGAGGUCGAGUGGGUGAACGAGUACCACGCGCUAAUCGCUGCGACGCUGAUCCCGCGCAUGGAGGCGCUGUCGAUCGCCAAAUACGCCGCCGCCAUCCAGUUCCUGCGCGACGCGGCCGUUCCGUUGCGGAAAUGA
Molecule: messenger RNA, 1875 nt
Organism: Babesia bigemina
Lineage: Eukaryota; Apicomplexa; Aconoidasida; Piroplasmida; Babesiidae
Product: metallopeptidase M24 family protein, putative
Exons: 5
Coding region: 1-1875 (624 amino acids)
Molecular function (GO): metalloaminopeptidase activity
Source: RefSeq, a predicted model, not a curated record